UGAUUGGUCACAGCUUGUCACAUGGUACAAAGCUGUUAUUUCACACGUAGUAAGCAAUGAUGUCAGGAAGUGACAUCGUGUUUACUACUAUUCAUGUGAUCACUGAUUGGCCUAUCAGUGAUCACAUGAUCGGGACCUCGUACAGAGGUCCCGUACAGCAAUCGGUGGUACACGCGCUUCCAGGGAGCGGGCUUAGGCAGGGAAUGCAGGUGGAUAUUUAUAAACUGCCACCCGCUGCUGCACUGCUCCCGUCCGGCCGUUUAUGUACAUGGACCGGACGGGAAGUGGUUAAAGUGUAUCUAUGGUCAAAAUUUUAAAUCAUAUAUUCAUU
This is a messenger RNA of Staurois parvus, 331 nucleotides long. NCBI's taxonomy places the organism in Eukaryota, Metazoa, Chordata, Amphibia, Anura, Ranidae. The record is from the annotation of a GenBank genome assembly.